Tripterygium wilfordii is the source of this 1729-nucleotide messenger RNA. RefSeq names its product cold-responsive protein kinase 1-like. Gene Ontology annotation, biological process: protein phosphorylation. Lineage: Eukaryota; Viridiplantae; Streptophyta; Magnoliopsida; Celastrales; Celastraceae. The transcript is spliced from 7 exons. Gene Ontology annotation, molecular function: protein kinase activity; ATP binding. The record is from RefSeq and is a predicted model, not a curated record. Bases 251 to 1435 code for a protein of 394 amino acids.
UUAAAAGAAUUGAAUUCCAGCCAAAACGUGUCUUUUCCUUGCUGGACUUUGUCAACAACCACAUCUGAAAAUUACUGCUGCUCUCCGACUCUUAUCUUGCGCUUUUUGAACUCUCUCAACUUGCGCAGCGCAUCAUUCGUUCUCUUUCGAUCUGUACUUUUUCUGAGUUUGCUGGGCCUUGGGAGUGAAUAUUUCAAGCAUUUUUUGACAUCUGGCAUAUAUUAUCUGGGCCCGGUAGUACCAUAAAGUUAUGACCUGUUUUCCAAGAUUGAGUAGGAGGCUGGGUUUUUCCACAGAAAGAUCCUAUGAAGUUGAUGACGAAGUUGCAGGAAUCCACAAUGUCAAAACUUAUAGUUACAAAGAACUAAGCAUUGCCACUAAUGAUUUUACUUUUGCCAAUAAAAUUGGAGAGGGUGGUUUUGGUUCUGUUUAUAAGGGACGGCUUAAAAAUGGAAAGAUCGCUGCCAUAAAAGUUCUUUCUGCUGAAUCAAGACAAGGUGUUGGGGAAUUCUUGACAGAGAUUAAUGUGAUAUCUGAAAUAGAGCAUGAAAAUUUGGUUAAGCUCUAUGGCUGCUGUGUGGAAGGCAAUCAUAGGAUUCUGGUUUACAACUAUCUUGAAAAUAAUAGCCUCGCACAAACUCUUCUUGGUGGGGGUCAUAGUAGUCUUCACUUUAGUUGGCGGGCAAGAUCCAGAAUAGCCAUUGGUGUUGCACGUGGGUUAGCUUUCCUUCAUGAGGAAGUACGACCUCACAUUGUUCACAGGGAUAUCAAAGCUAGCAAUAUUCUCCUAGACAAAGAUCUAAACCCUAAAAUCUCAGAUUUUGGUCUUGCAAAGCUUAUCCCGUCUCACAUGACUCAUGUCAGCACCCGUGUGGCUGGAACCAUAGGUUAUCUGGCACCAGAGUAUGCAAUACGAGGGCAGUUAACACGAAAAGCAGAUAUAUAUAGUUUUGGUGUUCUUCUGGUGGAAAUAGUCAGUGGGAGAUGCAACACAAACACACGGCUGCCAAUUGAAGAGCAGUAUAUCUUAGAACGGACAUGGGAGCUAUAUGAGCGGAGGGAGCUGGUUGCUCUGGUAGACACAUCAUUAAACGGGGAUUUCGAUGCAGAACAAGCUUGUAGAUUCCUAAAGAUUGGCCUUCUCUGCACUCAAGACACUCCAAAACUCCGGCCAUCCAUGUCAAUUGUGGUCCAGAUGUUAACGGGUCAGAUAUCCGUUGACAAUCGUAAGAUAAUGAAACCGGGCUUAAUUUCCGAUUUCAUGGACCUCAAGGUACGGGGCUCUCCAAAAACUAAGCCACACUCUAAGAUUUCAUCUUACACUGCAUCUUCUAGCUCGGACACCAUUGAUAAUUCAACCUUCUCAUCGGAGACCACAACUUAUGCGACAACUUUCACUACCACAUAUGAUAAGAGCGCCGACGUAUCAAUGUGAAAUUCUGUAUACCAAUUUAAUUGAUUUGAGAUUUUAUUCUUCUCAAUUUGAAGGCCUUUUCUUUUUGUAUAUUUGACUAGUAGCUUUCUCAUGCUCGCUUCAUACGUACAAAGGAAGUUUAUUGUGUGUUUGAUAUGGUUAGUAGUUAAAAAGGCGAAAGAUAUGUUUAGUAGUUAAAGAUGUGGCUUCUGUGAAUAUUUCUAGCCACACGGGUGACUUUAUUGCGAUAUUUGUUCUAUAUAAAGAACUGGUAAUUGAUGUCACUUCUAUUUUUAUUGUGGUUGUUUGAUAGAA